GGUCUUACUACAUCACUUUUAAUACCUUGAUAUUUUCAACAUCGUGCUAGAGCUCCAAGUUAUCUAUAACGUCCAAAUACUCAGUCGAAGUUACACAUUUCAAUUAACCUUUCAAUCUUAGCCGUUAUAUCACCGUACAUUUGCGACGUUAGGUACCUACCUACCUAGAUUGAGACUUAAUAUGGCUGCGGUAAAGACCGACCACCUACACCGGACGGCCGCGGAGCCGCGAGACAAGUCCCUGAAUACUGUUACACUAGCCGAGAUCAUCGAGAUCAACGAUCAGGUCAGGCUGUUCCGCCUAGAACUUUCUGCUCCCCUUAGAUUCUUGCCAGGCCAGUGGCUCGACGUCUAUGUACCUGGUGUCUCGAAGGCUGGCGGGUACACCAUCACCUCACCCCCGUCGAGCGCACGCUCAUCCACAUCGCAUGAUCCUUCAUCACCCCCUUCGCAACCUUACCUAGAACUCGCUGUUCAAAAGUCGCCCGAUCCACCCGCAGCUUGGCUGUGGCAGGAUCCCGACUCAAUCACCUACUCCGAGCUUCGGGUUCGCGUCGGUGGUAGCUUUGUAUGGCCGCCCCCAGGCAUCAAUACCAGAACCUUGCGAAAAGUGGUCUUCGUCGCCGGCGGCGUUGGCGUCAAUCCAUUUAUGAGCAUGCUGAGCAGCCUUGCCGAGAAUGUUGGCUCGGACGAUCCUCUCGAGGUACAGUUCCUGUAUUCCCUGAGGCACGAUGAGGGCCAGCCUAGACAAGCGCGGCGCCUGUUAUUUGUCGAGAGGCUGGCUUCGAUCUUCGCGUCUGGGAGAGUUAGGGGUCGGCUACAGUUGUUCCUGACGGGCUCAACCGGAGAAAGGGACGAGGAGGGUGUGAUAUCAUGCGGAAGAGAGGAAGAAGGGGGGUAUGAUGUACGGUUUCGUCGUCGUAGAAUGAUAGUGGAAGAUGUAGCCGCCGCCGCCGGCGACGCUUCCGAGAGGAGACUCGCCGUAGUUUACGUAUGCGGCGUCCCAACUAUGGCGGAUGCCUUUGUUCAGAAACUUGCCGAUCCACAGCACGGAUUUGGCAUGGAACCUCACCGGGUGCUCUGUGAGAAGUGGUGGUAGUCACGGCUCCUAGGGAAUAUGAUCUCUAUAUGUAACUUUGAACGUCAAUUCCCAUCAAUAUCGGGAUCUAAUCCUAAUUUAUCGCCUUUAUGUUCUGGCUGCCCGACACAAAACCCACGC
Molecule: messenger RNA, 1219 nt
Organism: Annulohypoxylon maeteangense
Lineage: Eukaryota; Fungi; Ascomycota; Sordariomycetes; Xylariales; Hypoxylaceae
Exons: 3
Coding region: 182-1099 (305 amino acids)
Cellular component (GO): mitochondrion
Molecular function (GO): oxidoreductase activity
Source: RefSeq, a predicted model, not a curated record